This is a messenger RNA of Pelobates fuscus (common spadefoot toad), 1209 nucleotides long. RefSeq lists its product as uncharacterized. Gene Ontology annotation, cellular component: centrosome; spindle pole. The transcript has 4 exons. The record is from RefSeq and is a predicted model, not a curated record. NCBI's taxonomy places the organism in Eukaryota, Metazoa, Chordata, Amphibia, Anura, Pelobatidae. The coding region runs from base 109 to 1017 and encodes 302 amino acids. Gene Ontology annotation, biological process: spindle organization.
GGGAGAUUUGAUUGUGUAAGGCUCCACGUUUUUUUUUCGGUUUGUGUGUGGGCUCUCUGCAGGAUAAAUUCUGCACCUUUCAGGAAGCUAAUCGGUCCAUAUUAGAAUAUGAAGGUGAAGAAGUCCCGCAGUCUGCAUCCUGAGGAGUGCGGCGUUUGGCUGGACACUGCCGAACUCAAGAGGAGACCUCAACAGAAGAUGCUCCCUUAUACCUCAAAGCGUUUUAAUCCAAUCUCAAGAAGGAAAAGCACUGAUUCAUUUCUUUUUGACUUCACCCAAACAAGAACACUUCUGACUUGCACCAAGCAGACCUCUAUGUAUUCUUUCUUCAUGCCACCUGGCAAAAAGAAAAUGAAGCCUCAAAUAGAUCAUUAUGAGCAAAGCACAAAUAAUAAAGAACCACCUGUUUUAGAUUUCGCUCUGGGGGAAAAUUUGAUGCUUUGCAACAAUUCUGAAUCAUCUCAAUAUAUGAAGAGCCUACAUAAUGAAGAUGAGUGCACAUUUUCUGAAAACUGUGAUGGCGAGGACAUUGGAAAUCAAUCACAAAGUGAACAGGUUAAAAUAAGUUGUGCCCGAAAAAAAGGCAGUCCCUCCCAAAUAAAUUUAUGUGACACACCUUUAUUUUUCAGUGCACAUAAGGAUUUACAAAACAUGCACUUACUGCAAGGUGGUUUACAGUCUUGUGCAGCAAACAAAAAAGACUAUUGUCUUGUGGCUGAAUUUCCGGUUUCCUUUCAGUGUUUGGAUCAUGAUUCAAGCAAAGAAAUUGAUGACUCUUCCCACUCUUUACAGGCCAGUCAUCUCUUUACUGAGGACAGUCAGGGGUACAGAGUGAUAAACCACAAUCCUGUAAAAGCCAAGCAAAAGAAAUGUCACUCAGUUCUCCCACUUCAGGACAAGACAAACUUUACAGGUCCAGCUAGAGUCUUCCAAUCACUCGGUGAAAAGGACUCCAAGCAAAUAAUGUUUACACAGGACUCAGAGGGAAAUUUGGUCAUGAAACACAAUUUUUUCUAAUAUGGACUUUUCCCAUUUGUGUUUUUUUGUAAAGUAUUGCAAUAAUUGAGUUGAAGAUGAAUAUUCUCACAUCUAAUAUUAUCCAAAUAUGUAACUGUUUGGUAAAACCUAUUAAUAAAUUGUAGUGCAGUUUUUUGAAAUAAACUCAGCGUCAUCUUUAUUGAAACAUUUGACAUCUUUAUUCUGCUUAAU